CUCUAACCUAGGCAUAGUCAAAUGCAAGCAGCGAGCCCGUGAAGUGAUGUACUAGCCUAGUAUGAACUCAGCCAUUGAGGACACAGUCCAGAACUGCAGGAAAUGUGCAGAGUAUCAGAACAAGCAGAGGGCUGAACCAUUAAUGCUGACUGUAACUCCUGACUUGCCAUACACCAUGGUUGGAUGUGACUUGUUUGACUUCCAGUUAAGCAAGUACCUACUGCUAGUGGACUAUUACUCGAAAUAUAUUGACGUCGUCGAACUGAGCUCAACUACAACCUCAUCGAUAACUAACGCCAUGAAGCAAAUAUUCGCUUGCCACGACAUCCCACUGAGGAUUCGAUCAGACAACGGGCCACAAUUCAGCUCGACUGAAUUCAAUAAAUUCUGCCAGGCGUACGGAAUCGAACAUCUGACUUCCAGCCCGCACUUCCAGAGCUCCAAUGGAGAAGCAGAGCGAGCGACACAAACAGUGAAACGCCUAUGGAGCAAGGCAGAGGACAAAUACUUAACUCUACUAAACUACCGAACUACACCUUUGGAGGGAAUUAAAUUAUCCCCAGCUCAACUUCUGAUGGGCAGGCGCCCCAGGAAUACUUUGCCUGCCUCUAGGGAAAUCCUAAAACCCAGAAUAGACAACACUACAGUAUUAAUACAGUAGUGUACUUAUUUCUGCAGUUUAGAACUUCGUUCAUGAUAAUUGCUGAGAUAGAACUGUAUUAGGUGUAUCUUAGGUGUUAAUUGCCUACGCGUAAGGAAUGAUGUUAACCAUAGCUGAGCGAUUGUUUAUAAAUAUUCACGUAAUGCUUAAAGUUUCUAGAACUUAACGUAAUUUAGUAAAGUAAUUUUUUGUUGCGUUGUUUCAGUGAAUCACACUGUCGUUAUUGUCGCCACUAUCGUUAUCGUCGACACGCUGCCGUUAUCGUUGCCACUAUCGUUAUCAUCCUGUCGUUACCGUCGCCAUUGUCGUAGUCAAACGCGCACACACGCACGCGCUAUCGCUGUCAAGUUAUCGAUCGUAACCGUUAUCGUCAUCGUCACCGUCGGUGUUUCGUACACGUUUGUGGUGAAAUAAUAUAACUUUGAAGAGACAGAUUCUGUUAGUGACGCAUACAUCUUCGUUUUGUUUACUACAUCCUACAC
This is a messenger RNA of Priapulus caudatus, 1143 nucleotides long. RefSeq lists its product as uncharacterized. Gene Ontology annotation, biological process: DNA integration. NCBI's taxonomy places the organism in Eukaryota, Metazoa, Priapulida, Priapulimorpha, Priapulimorphida, Priapulidae. The record is from RefSeq and is a predicted model, not a curated record. Bases 62 to 661 code for a protein of 199 amino acids. The transcript has 2 exons. Gene Ontology annotation, molecular function: nucleic acid binding.